Messenger RNA from Humulus lupulus (European hop), 1641 nucleotides. RefSeq names its product trihelix transcription factor ASIL2-like. The transcript is spliced from 2 exons. Gene Ontology annotation, cellular component: nucleus. Lineage: Eukaryota; Viridiplantae; Streptophyta; Magnoliopsida; Rosales; Cannabaceae. The coding region runs from base 203 to 1381 and encodes 392 amino acids. Gene Ontology annotation, molecular function: transcription cis-regulatory region binding. The record is from RefSeq and is a predicted model, not a curated record.
UAUUUUUUCCACCUCUUCCCUUCUCUCAAAUGCUAGUGGUUCUCUUCUCUCCUCUUCUCCCUCCUCCUUUAACACUUUCUCAUAUUCUCUUUAAUUAACCUUUUUUCCCCUUCUCUUCUAUCUAUCUAUGUAGGUUAGCUGCUUAAAACAAAGGGGUAAAAAAAAAUACAAACAAACAAAACAUAGUAUAUGGGGAGAAGAGAUGGACAAAGAAACUAAUAAUCAUCACCACCACCACCAAGAAAGCCCAUCUCUCCUCCCUAACACCACCACUGCUGUUGCCGCCUCCGCAACCGCAAUAACAGUCAUCCCCAAGGAAGAGUCUCCUAGAAAACCACUGAGCGGUGGCGGUGGCGGUGGUGACAGGUUAAAGCGAGAUGAGUGGAGUGAAGGAGCUGUUUCAAGCCUUCUAGAGGCUUAUGAAAGAAAGUGGGUUCUAAGAAAUAGGGCUAAGCUUAAAGGCCUUGACUGGGAAGAUGUUGCUAGGUAUGUGUCGUCUAGAGCCAAUUCUACCAAAUCACCGAAAACGCAAACACAGUGCAAGAACAAGAUCGAGUCCAUGAAGAAAAGGUACCGAUCGGAGUCCACUGCCGAUGCCUCCUCGUGGCCUCUCUACUCCCGCCUUGAUCUUCUGCUACGUGGAAAUGGGGUGCCGCCAACUGCCGCCGCUUCUGCCGCUGUGGUCGUCACUACAUCGUCACCAGCACAGCCACCUCUACCUCCCAUGCCGCCUUCUCAUCCACCUCCUCAUCUUCAUACCAAUAACUCGCCUUUAUUGCUCUUGGAGCCGACACCGGUAGCGGUGGCGAUGGUGCCACUGCCGCCGCCUCCGCCAUCGCCUCCUCCUCCUCCGCUACACGCUGCUCCACCUCUAAUUGGAGCGGCACAAAAUUCACAUGGAUCUAAUGGGGUUGAGAGACUAACCAAGGAUGAUACAGGUGGCAUAAACAAAAUGCUUAUAUCAGACCAUGCAUCGGACAAGAAAAUUAAUAAUAAUUCAAUGGACAUAACGUCGGACAGUAGUACACCCGCACUUUACAGCGAAAAGGCGGAGAAGAUAAGGAGUUCGUCGCGAAAGGCGGGGACGGCGGUGAACAAGAUAAUGAAGAGGAAGAGGAAGAAGAAGAGGAAGGAAGAGUUGGAGGUGGCGGAGAGCAUACGGUGGCUGGCGGAGGCGGUGCUGAAGUCAGAGCAAGCUAGAAUGGAGGCAAUGAGAGAGAUCGAGAGGAUGAGAGUUGAAGCGGAGGCCAAGAGAGCUGAAAUGGAGCUCAAGAGGACUCAGAUUAUUGCCAAUACUCAACUGGAGAUUGCUAAGCUUUUUGCUUCAGCUGUUCAUGUUGGUAAAGCUGUUGAUUCUUCUUUAAGGAUUGGAAGAAAUUAACUGACAUAUCAAUCGUCAUAUUUAAUAUAUUUAUAUAUAUAGCUACUACGUAACGUACACAAUAUGUACGUAUAUAGUACUCACAUGAAUAUGUAUAGAGAUUUACUUGUUAUAUAUAUUAAAUCACCAGUAGUGAAGGAAAGACAACAAGGAAACGAGACAAGUCUAGUUUUCGACGGAUGAGAGAUUUUAAUUAACAUGAUCAUCAUGUAAUGAUUAUUAUACGACGAGAUUAGUGUAAUAUUUAGUAGCAUAGUAAA